GUGGAUAUUCCUUGGACAACCUUUGUCGUUCACUCAUCCCAUAUGCCCGUGCCUCCCGUCACAGUCCCUAGUUUGGUGGAAGGAAUGACAAAUGACAAGAUCCCUCAGAGUUUGAAUGAGGCUCCAUCGACGUCGAUUGAGAUUGUGGGGCAGAUGAUGGAAGGAUUCAAUCAACCCACCAAAGGAGGAGAUCAGGAGAUGGUCAGCCGUUUUUCUGAGAUCGAGAGCUCUCUAGCUUGUGAUGCGGGUAUCCAGCGGAUUGCAGAGGCACAUACUGUAUUGACUCUCAUGGCUCAGUUGGAAGAGGAGCUAUCAGUGGUCAAGCAUAUUGUGUCUACUCUGCAACAAGACUUUGCUGAUUGAUGGGAAAGGUAAGAGAUGGCAAUGUUUUGAUGCUGAAAUUCAGUGGCAUGCUCUUCGAGCAAUGGAUGCUUUUACUGAGUGACUCCAUUGCGGAUAUGCUUGUAGCCUUGGAAGGAAUACUUCAAUCUGAAAAUGAAAGGAUUUUGAGCCUGACAGUGGAAGUUCUUACGAAGUUAUUGAGUAGGCUAGGAAGUUCUAUACGGCAAUUUCAUGUGGUUGAGGUAGUUUUUGCUCUAUCACGAUUGUUAUUAUCAUCCCACCCGAUGGUUACUAUUUCAUCUGUGGUUGCGUUGAAAUACAUCCUGACAAACUUUGGUAGCAUGAGCCCUAAGUUCUACGUGGGAGUUUGGAAUGCUUUAGAAAAUGCCAAUACAGUAUGCAACAUUUCUCUUGCUCUACAGGAUUACGUAGUGGGAAUAUCAUCUUCUGAGUAUUUCAUGCAAAUGAGCUCACUUCUGAAGAUUAUAAUGUGGAAGUGGCCUCCCUCUAGGUAUCAUGUUUGGAGCAACAAGAAUUUGAUGGCUAAACUAGAAGGCGGAUUGUCUGAUUCGGAUUCUAACAUCGUUGUUAGCAUUCUGCAGUUGUGUUCUGCCCUAGCUCUUUGUGGUAAUGGGGCACUGAAGAUUUUAGAAAACAAGGAGCUUAUUUCUAAAAUUGUGUGUGCCUUGGAAAGUUCACGCCCUCAUGAUGUUCGAGUUGAGGCGCUGAAAACAUGUCAACAAUUAUCGACAUCUCAAGAAGGAUGCUCAAAGCUAACCAACAGUCACGGUGAAUCCAUUGUUAAAGGAAUAGUUGCUGCAAUGAGUGAAUUGCGGUCAUCAGAUUUUAGGAAGGUCACUCCUGAUCAAAUGAAUUUAGUGAAGGAAGCAUUUCGAUCUGCAUUAAUUACUCGCUGGGCCGGUAUUCAUCAUUCCUGUUUCUGGAAACUUAAGGUGGAUAGGAUCCUUUUUGGUGUUCUUUUUGGCAGUACCAGCUCCGCUUUUGAAAAUCAAAUUGUAUUCCAUUCUAAUAAAAUUUUAACUAAACUUCCUAGUAGCAAUAUUGACUUAAGACCAUACAUUUGGAAUAUUCUUGGAUGGAUUGCAGUGCAUUGUGCAGAAGAUUUUCCCAACAAUGGGAAAUCAGGAUACUUAGAAACACUUAUUAACAAUGCAUGUGCAAUGGCCAAUGAGUUUUGGAUUAAUGGGAUAACAUUCUUAUCAUCUGAAAGCUGUGAAGUUGAGCUUGUUUCUAGGGCAGUCUUACUGAUGGUUUUUUCACCCUGCAAGUAUAUUUCAUCACAAGCAAGGACUUGUCUGUCAGAAGUGGCCAAGACUUCCGGUGAUAAAUACCUUGAGAAGUUAAUAACUUGCUUGAUGUUAAAUUUUAGAGAAGAUGUCUCUCCAGUUUCUUACAGUCUUCAUACUUUCCUUAUAAGUCUAGCUUGCUAUUCAACUUUGCCAUUAUAUCAGCAGUUCAUAGUUCAAAGAAAAGGCAUAGAUCUAUUGGUUUCUAUAAUUAGGAAGUGCUUGGAAAGUGAGAUACAUGCUAGCAGGUCAGGCAUUACAUCACAUCUGCAUGGUUCCUGUGACGGAGAAUUAUGUUGCUGGAGUAAUAUAGAAGAUUGGGAAGGUGGGGACCUGAUCUUAUUUCAUAGUCUUCAGAUACUUUCUCAAUUGGCACCUUUCUCUAACUUAAUAUGUGAUUAUUCCAAGAUAAUCUCGAGAGAUUAUGCGACCUCUAAUACUUCUGGCGGUAUGGCUGAAUCUUUGUUCAAGUGUCUUAGCACUAUAUUAGAAAACAACUAUAGCCCUGGAAUUAAAGGGUAUGCUCAGUACACGUUAAGCUUUUUUGGUCUAUAUGGUUAUCCAAGCAAGUUUGGCAAACGGAUGUAUAGAGCACUCGCUGAAGAUGAACUUGCUGACAUACAAUUUCUGCUUUCAAGUGAUCAGCGUUUGAGAGUUCAUGGUGCCAUUCUUGUGGCUAGCUGUCCUUAUCUUCUGCCUCCUAAAGAAUCUUUCAUUAAGAAGAAUUUGUUGGAUUGUGAAUCUUUCAAAAAGAGUAGACAGCACGGAACAAUUUUCAGACAUGAAGUAAAACUUUCUGAACAUGUUGAUUGUUCUGCGUUUGUGAAGAUUCUGGAAUAUGUUUAUACAGGGUUCGUUAUUGUUAAAGAUGAUGAGGUUAAACCUGUACGCAUUCUAGCGAAGCAAUGUGGCUUGAAUUCCCUGUCAUAUAUGCUUAAUAGAAAGCUGCCAGCAUGGGGAGUUUCUGUCUCAAGCUGUGAUUUUAGCCAUGCGCUUGAACAAGCAGAACAUCAUCUUUCGGACAUUAUAUUGGAAGCGAAUAAGAUGACUGGAGCGACUUGGACUUGUACUAUAUGUGUGUCCACUAUGCCACAUAUUCAUGCUAACAGGGUCAUAUUGCUGUCUAACUGUGGUUAUUUGCGAGCACUCUUUCAGUCAGGAAUGAGUGAAAGUUAUUCAUCAAUCAUCAAAGUUCCCGUUGGAUUUGAAGCCCUAACAAAGUUAGUUACAUGGUUCUAUACCGGUAUACUCCCAAGAAUAAAUUUAGAUUGCAAUUGGAACAACAUGGCUACAAGUCAGCAAUUCCAUGAAUUGCAAGUUUAUGUGGAACUAUCUUCGCUUGCUGAAUUCUGGUUGUUGAAGGAAGUUGAAGAAGAGAGCUUGAAUGUAGUUCUGUUAUGCUUGGAACAAAACCAGAAGCUAUCAAUGGAGAUCAUGGACUUCGCUUUAAAACUCCAUCAAUGGAGAAUUGUGAAAGCUGCAGCCAGCAAUAUUGCUCAUUUGUAUCCAAAAAUGCGUGAUUUGGGCGAUCUUGAGAACUUGAGUGAAGAGGCCGUGGAUUUGUUGAGAUCUGAAUAUGUCCGGCAUUCUCAGAAGGGGUUUUCUUAGGAUGGCUGAAUUUUGUAAGGCUGUCUUUUUCAGUACAUACCUGGAGCAGCAGAUGUCUGUAAAACGUAUUGUUUUUAGAACUCAGGGUACAAAUGGCCAAUGGGCGACUUGCUACUGUGCUUAAUCGGGUUCACCUGCUGCAAUUUAGAGAUUUAUUUAUGUAGUAUUAGGCUUGAUGUUUUAUAUAAUUUGUAAAAUAUUUUCUCUAUUGUUUACACGGGAAAAUGGGGAAAUUUUUUUUUCUUAUUAUCUUAUAAAAUGUGAAUUAGAUUAAGGGAAAAUUUGGAGGAUAAUUUUGUUACAUUUCCUAUAGAACAAAGUGUCUGAUUUUUCUGAUAUAUAUAUAUAUGUAUUG
Messenger RNA from Phalaenopsis equestris, 3612 nucleotides. Its product is annotated as BTB/POZ domain-containing protein At1g04390. The coding region runs from base 363 to 3257 and encodes 964 amino acids. The record is from RefSeq and is a predicted model, not a curated record. Lineage: Eukaryota; Viridiplantae; Streptophyta; Magnoliopsida; Asparagales; Orchidaceae. The transcript has 9 exons. Gene Ontology annotation, molecular function: protein binding.